AUGAAGCCUUAGAACAAAUAAAUUGAAAUAGCUGUUGAAAAUUAAGUUGUAUUAUCAGAUUUAUAUAUUUCUCUACAAAAUCAUUUUAAGUAUAUUAUUGAUAUUUAAAUAGUUUGUAAAAUAAUAUUGAAGAAUGGAUCUGCUUUUCAUAUACAAGAAACAAAAAAUUAAAAUAUGAAGAUUAUCUUGAUGUUCAUUUAGAUCAAUAAUUGAUAAUUUUUACUUAUUCAUCAAAAAAGUUGAUCUAGAAUAAAUCUAAUUAAAAUUAAGAAAUCUCUUUAUUUCUCAAUAUCGAAUAUAAUUCUAGAGAAAGGACAAUAUAGCGGGUGUUUUAAAAUACUGUUACUGUUCAAGAUAUAAAAGAAUUAAUUUUAGCAGAUCACUCUCUAUUAUCCUAGUAAUUAUUUAUUUCCUAUUUAUAUUUUAGAAAUUGCUAAGUAGAUUUUAAAUAUUUGGGUUAGGCAUUAAAUUCUCCAUCUUUAGAUACUAAGACUAUAAAAUAGAUGAUGCUUCGUGAUAAUGCAACUCUUGAUCUUAAAAUAACUAGGAAUUCCGAAGAAGAAAAUAAAAUGUUGGCUAUUUUAUAAAACAUAAGUAAACAGUACAAUUAAAUAUAAUAAAAUUUAUAAAAACAUUUUUAAAAUAUAAUAUAAAAGGUUGAUGCAAUUAUAAGAAAUACAUUAGAUUAUAUAAGUUAAUUAUUAUAAUAAAUAGAAGCAAAUAUAUGUUUAGCUCAAAAUAAUCUAAAUUAAUUAAACAAUCCCAAUUAAAGUAAUAAAAUAUUCUAUUAUUAGUCUAUAAUAUUGAAAAUUAACUUAAUAAUAUAAAUAUCUAUGUGAAAAAUAUAGAAAUUUUGAGUAAUAAAUACACUGAAAGAAUUAUUUUAGAUUAACAAUAAAUAUUAUCUAGAUAUACUGAUAAACAAAUAUUACUGUCCACUCCACUAAAUACUACAAUUAGAGAUGUUAUAAAUUACUUAAAAACGGUUAAUAUUGUAAUUAAUUUAUAUAAUUAUAAAGAAUUAUGA
Paramecium primaurelia is the source of this 1027-nucleotide messenger RNA. The record is from the annotation of a GenBank genome assembly. NCBI's taxonomy places the organism in Eukaryota, Ciliophora, Oligohymenophorea, Peniculida, Parameciidae.